Molecule: messenger RNA, 1251 nt
Organism: Medioppia subpectinata
Lineage: Eukaryota; Metazoa; Arthropoda; Arachnida; Sarcoptiformes; Oppiidae
Source: the annotation of a GenBank genome assembly
UUGCUGUUUCUGAUCGCCGGCAAUGAGACGACAGCCACUCUAUUGUCGUUUCUGUUGUACGAGUUGUCCGUCAAUGAGAACUGUCAGCAACGGCUGUACGAAGAGAUUCGUGGCGUUGAAGGCGACUAUAGCUAUGAGUCGAUCGCACGGAUGCCCUAUUUGGAGGCCUGUGUGGCCGAAACACUCAGGCAUUACCCGCCCAAUCCGGCCAUCACCAGAAUAUGCACCAAAGAAUAUGUACUAGGCAAUACCGGCUUAACAAUACCAAAGGGAAUGACAGUCAAUUUUGACGUGUAUGGCAUACAUCACAGCCCAGAGUAUUACCCGAACCCCGAGCGUUGGGAUCCCGAAAGGUUCCUCCCCUCAAAUCGUGAUCAAUUAGUGCCCUAUACUUACCUGCCUUUCGGUUUGGGUCCACGAAAUUGUGUGGGAAUGAGGUUUGCGUUAAUGCAGGCGAAGACUACUGUCGCGCAACUCAUCGAUAAAUAUCGCUUCAAACGUACGGCUAAUACACGAUAUCCGCCGACAUUCGAGAUGUUUGAGUUUGUGUUAACGUCUGAUGACAUCAAUAUAGCUAAGUACAAGCUCAUCAAUAGUAUAAUGUUGGCAAAUAUGAAAAGGUAUUUCAAGAUUAAAAAGAGUACUAAAAAUGAUGCGAAAAGUAUUAAUAGCGUUGAGAAAGUGUUUGAUUUAGAAGAGUUGGUGAUUAAGAUCUUCUCAUACCUCGAGAUCCAUGAGUUAAUUGGUUUGGAAAGAGUCUCAAAGCAGUUCCAGUUUUGCGCCAACUAUUGGUUCCGACAGCAAAAGACAGUAUCAUUUAAUGACAAUUAUUGUGGAAUCUAUCACUUUAUGCCAGACAUUGAUGUCAUUCAUAAUUCAUAUGCUUUUCCGCUGAGAUAUCUUCAGACGAAUGCUAACCAAAAUCCAUGUCUUAUGGAAAACAAACACAAAAUGAUUUGGUUGUCAAAGAAAUUGCCAAACAUUGAGUACUUAUGAAUCGGUCACUUAGAGUCAGAUUACCAGACAUUAUAUGAUAUUCUCAAAGCGUUUCAAUCAAUCAAAUGGUUAGAAAUCCUGCGAUAUUAAGAAUUUUACGGCUCAAGAGUUGGGACAAUUGGGACAACUGUUGUCGGGAAGAGUGACUAAAUUAAAUGUAAACAUUUGUAGCAAUCAAUCAGAAAAUGUUAUUCAAUAUAUGAUACGAGAGAUGAAUGGUUUAACAAAAUUAAUGAUACAUUUUACUGAACGCCA